Messenger RNA from Carcharodon carcharias (great white shark), 6012 nucleotides. It is a transcript of the gene itgb2, whose product is annotated as integrin, beta 2. Gene Ontology annotation, biological process: cell migration; cell adhesion mediated by integrin; integrin-mediated signaling pathway. Bases 231 to 2558 code for a protein of 775 amino acids. Gene Ontology annotation, cellular component: focal adhesion; cell surface; integrin complex. Gene Ontology annotation, molecular function: amyloid-beta binding; integrin binding. The record is from RefSeq and is a predicted model, not a curated record. Lineage: Eukaryota; Metazoa; Chordata; Chondrichthyes; Lamniformes; Lamnidae. The transcript is spliced from 16 exons.
GAGACCGUCACUUCUCUUUGGCUUCUUGCCAUGGACGGGUUCCUCUCCGUUUUCCAACAUGUUCAUAUCUGCAAGUGGAGCGGGUGUUCUCCACACUUCACUUCCUCUCGGCAGGGGGAAGUGGUUGCUUUCAGGCUGAAAGCGGAGUCAAAGAGAGAGAGAAAGAGAGAGAGAGGGUUGUGUUGGGGCUCAGCGUUUGCGAUCACAGGGCGAAGAGUUCCAGUAUAGAAAUGGUCAAGUGGCUUCUCUUCCAGCUGGUGUUGGCCUCCGUCUUGGGAAUAGGAUUAGCGGGGCCUUCCUGCAAUCCCACACGUGCAGAAGCAACCUGCCGGGAAUGCAUCAACUUAGGGCCAACUUGCGCCUGGUGUAAGGCACUGAAUUUCACCAAGGCUGGAGAGCCAAAUUCUGCACGCUGUGACUCUGUGGAGACCCUUAAGAGUAGAGGUUGCCAACGUGCGGACAUAAUUAACCCACAGAAUGACAUGGAGCUACAAGUGGACAAGCCACUCGUCCAUUCUGGAGAUAACGUGAUACAGAUAAAACCGCAGAAGGUUAAACUUUUUCUUCGACGAGGCAGUCCACAGAAUAUUGAGGUGAAGUUUAAGCGUGCAGAGGGUUACCCUGUCGACCUGUACUACCUCAUGGACCUGUCCUACUCCAUGAAAGAUGAUCUGGAGAAUGUGAAGAAGCUAGGGGGGCAGCUCCUUCAAGCACUGAGGAGUGUCACAAAGUCAAUCAAAAUUGGAUUUGGUUCCUUUGUGGACAAGACGGUGCUGCCAUUUGUUAAUACGCACCCGGAGAAGAUGAAAAACCCAUGUCCCGAUAAAACUGAGGCCUGUCAGCCUCCUUUUGAUUUUCGGCAUAUCCUCAAGCUUACAGAUCAAGCAGAUACAUUCACUCAAGAAGUCGGCAAGCAGUCUAUUUCCGGGAACCUGGAUCCUCCAGAGGCAGGCCUGGAUGCCAUGAUGCAGGCAGCAGUUUGUGGGGAGGCGAUAGGGUGGCGUAAUGUCACACGUCUUCUUGUGUACACUUCAGAUGAUGGAUUUCAUUUUGCUGGUGAUGGGAAACUUGGAGCAAUUCUGACCCCCAAUGAUGGCCAAUGCCAUCUUAAUAAAAAUGGCAUUUAUGAAGAUAACACUGUAUAUGAUUACCCCUCCAUCGCUGAACUGGCUUCGAAGUUGGCUGAGAAUAACAUUCAGCCCAUUUUUGCCGUCACAACAAAAAUAAUGCCGAUCUACCAGGAGCUGAGCAAAAUGAUUCCAAAGUCUGCGGUGGGUGAGUUGAAGGAGGAUUCCAGUAACGUGGUUCAGCUAAUAAAAGACGCCUAUAAUAAUCUGUCUGCUACGGUGAUAUUAGCGCACAAAAACCUGCCAGAUGGGGUCCAAAUCUCUUAUACAUCACACUGCAGCGACGGAGAUACUCGUAGUGAUAAGGAAGGAACCUGUUCAAAUGUGAAGAUUAAUACUGAGAUCAGUUUCACGAUCACAGUAACUGCAGAGAAAUGCCUGACCAAAACAGAGUCCUUUGAGAUCCGACCUUUGGGCUUUACUGAGAAGCUGGAAGUUUCAGUGCAAAUGCGGUGUGGCUGUAAAUGUGAUGACAAGCCCGAUUUGUCGAGUCACUGCAACAACAAGGGUACAGUCAAGUGCGGUGUUUGCAGUUGCACCGAGGAUCGAAUUGGCAAGUUUUGCGAGUGUGACCCUGGUAAGCGCUCCACCCAAGAUCUGGAUGCGGCCUGCCGCAAGGACAACACAUCAGCGACCUGCAGUAACCAGGGAGACUGCGUAUGCGGUGCCUGCAUUUGCCACACUAACCCCAAUAAGAAAAUCUAUGGCCAGUACUGUGAGUGCGACGACCAGAACUGUGAGCGAAACUUGGGUAAAUUGUGCGCUGGUCAUGGGAAGUGCGAUUGUGGAAAAUGUCAGUGCGAUAAAGGCUUUGGUGGAACGGCCUGCGAGUGUGCGGAUGCCAAAGGGCAAUGUGCGGAGGGGGUGAACGGUACCACUUGCAGCAAAAGAGGGACAUGCACGUGUAACGAGUGUAAAUGUCUAGCAGGUUAUCAGCCUCCAUACUGCAAGGAAUGCCCGGGUUGUCCAUCUCCAUGCCCGAUCUACGUACAUUGUAUUGAGUGCCUUGGAUUUUCAAGUGGUCCAUUCGAGAAAAACUGCACUAAAUCCUGUAAGAAUAUACAACACAGGCUCGUGGACGAUCUGAAUGACCAGAAUGCAUGUAAAGAGAAAGACUCCAAGAACUGCUGGAUGAACUUCUUGAUGAAGGAGUUAGAUGGGGUUUCACAGUAUGAAGUGAUGAUCAAGAAGAAGGCAGAAUGUCCUGAGCCUCCAAAUGUCAUUGCUAUUGUUGCUGGAGGAGUUGCUGGUGUGCUUCUGAUUGGACUCCUCAUUCUUAUGGUCUGGAAACUGCUGACCGAACUCUACGACAGAAGGGAGUACAAGAAAUUUGAAAAGGAGAAAGCAAGGUCAAAGUGGAAUGACGCCGAUAACCCACUGUUUAAGAAGGCGACCACCACUGUUCUCAACCCCAACUUCAACGAGGACUGAAGAUUUGGAUGGAGCUCGGAACAAUUUAGCAUGUUUUGUGUCAACCAUGCCUGUGUUUCUUUAGGACUAACUUUACUGCUUAUCUUACAUAUAUUUUGUAAUCCAUGAACGUCACUCGUUUUGACUUGACAAAGAAGAGACGAUGUUAGGGGGGCCGGGUCGGUGACAUUUCAACCCUCAAAACUUUCCCCUGUUCCAGGCUCGGAUCUUCCUCUCACAACUCCCAGCCUCCCUUGGCUCUUCCCAAACUAGCAACCCACCCCCCCCAACCCCCACCCCGCUGCCCUUCCCUCCCACCGAAUUAAUAUCCACCCAAUAAAACUUUACAGAAAAGCAAAGCGCAGAAGAAAAUGAUUCUUCUGAAGGUGCACACGCUGUAUGAGAGCUAGUUCAUUAUUAUUGUCUCUAGCCAAUGGCUGCGGCAACAGGGGAGGGAGGCCUGAUCUUAAAAGUAAAAAAUUGGAGCAAAGUUCAAGCAAUUAAAAUCGCUAUUGAAUUCCAACGUGAAAUCUCAGUCAGGAUUGUGAAUGCUAAAUAUUAACGUUUUUGCCAAAAUGUCAAGACCCAGACCCACAGGACCAGCCAUUAAUGCAAAAUGACAGCAUUUGUACCCAGUUGCUGUUGCCGAUACUUGAGAACCCAGCGUCCAAGUAUGGACACUGGUCUCAGAUGCCACUUCCAGCUUCCCAUACCCAGUCUGGCUGCCAGAGCCUGAUACCAGCAUCAAAGCAAUUGCCUCAGGAUCCUGUUUGCAGACUUGCCGCAGUUUUGUGACAAUUGUGCUUUUCUCUCCUGGCGUAGCUUGAUGGCUGUUUUGUGAUGGAAUAUAAAUCAGUCAAGGAAAGUACGAUUGAAUUAAUUCUAUAUUGUUGAAAAAUAAUACAUCUGGAUGAGUAAAUCACUUAAAAAGCAGUUCUCUGCAGCCCUGUUCAUCUCAUCCCAGGUGCUUUCAACCACUUUUCUUUGAGAACCAAUAUCCCUCCCAGGUGAGUGAACAAAUAGCUCACCUUAGGAUUGUUCCAAAUCACAACGAUUUUAAUCGAUGGACACCAGUCAAAAAUAAAAAAGGGGUCUUGCUUGAAAUAAAUGGGGAUAGAAAUGUAGUUUAUCAUUGGCCUCAAGCAAGUAUAGUGGUUUUCUUCCGCUGAAGAUAACCAUUGGCUAUUAUGGGUACUUCUGUUCAUAUAAUAAAGCACUUGUUCUGGUAUUUUUAAUCGGUUCAUCAAUAAUAGAAGCACAGCUGUCCCAGUUCCUGUAUAAUAUGUUUUCAGUUGCAUCUUUACACAAGCUGUGGCAAUCUAAUUUAAUUUUUUUUUAACUUUUUUUGUUUGUGAGAUUAACAUUUGCAUGUAAGCAAUUCCAGGUUAAUGGCAAUGACUGGUUGUCACUGCCACAAAACUGCUUCCAUUGGUGCCACGCUAACUGUGAUUUACAACUUGCACUCCUGUGCUGUGACAAGAAUGUGGAGGUGCAUUGGACACAACUCAACUCCUGCUGUUCAACUUAUGGGAACAGUUUAUGGUCGCCAAAUGUUUUUGGGUAUUUAAGGUAGCAUGCAUCAUAGGCUUUAAAUUAUUAAAUUGAGAUAUAAUAUGAUAGGAGAAACCUCAGAAUUUUGAGAGUUGGUGUCCACAUUUAAUCAGUCCGGAGUUACAGACGCAGCAGGGAAAAGAGGUGUCGUAAUUUAUGUCCUCCAUUGUGAAGUUUAUAAUUGCACUUUUGUACAGAAGCAUGUGUACCUAGACUAUUAGAGUCUGUGUGAAACUUCUCCUAAUGACUGUAGUACAGGGUUCACAGCAGAGGCAACGCCUCGCUAAACUUGUGAGCUCAGGCAUGCUUUAUCUGAUCUCCUCGAUAAGUAAACUGCUGUACUAUGAUACUGAGAGAAAGAGAGGCUCAGAGCAGCAAAGAUAAGCUCCACUCCUUCAUCACCGACGACAUCCACAACCUUGUCACUGCUGCAGGCUUAAGUGCGGUGUUCAACCCACUGAGGCCCAGGAUGUGUCUGACCCCACAAAAAAUAGCCCACUUCAACCUCCAUAACAUUGUGCAUCUUCACCCAUCCAGCGCACUGUAAUACAAAUGUCCGUGUCUUCACACCUCCAUUAUGCAGUGCUGUCCUUGCCAGCCUUCACACCAAUACCCACCCACCGCGCCCCCCCACCCCAAAUAAACAUAAAUUCAUCUAAAACUCUUCUGUUCAAAUCCUAAACUGAACUAAGUUAUGCUGAUCUAUUAGAUCACCCUCACUAACUUAAAUUGAGUCCUGGGCCUCAACCCCUGAAAUUUAAUCAUUAAUUAUAUUUCACACCAUUUCUCCCAUUUCUUUAACAUGCUGCUGCCUCACUCUGUUCUUACCACUCCCCUUGACUGCAGACUCAUGUAAAUACCCCGCUCCACUCUCCCCAGUUUUGGUGGCUGUGACCUCAGCCAGCUUGGUCCAAUUCUCUUUAAUUAGCUCCUUAAUUCCUUCUGCCACUGCAUUCUUUCUUGCUUUAAGGUCCUCCUCUAAACCUUUUGGCUGUCCUUCUCAAUCCUUUGGCUUAGCUUUUUUAUGUCUACCUUAUUGCCUUGUGUCACACCUUGCUGUGUCCCUCCACGUUAAAGGCAAGUUGUCCUGCUUCUAUAUGACGAUGGCAUCCACCCAUCUCUGUGCCUAGGAUGUAUGUAACAUGACUCCUAUAUGACUAUUUGCUAUUCCUCUUAAGUUUUAUUUGUUAGCUUGUUGUGGAAAUGGUGACAGCUCUACUUUAAUGAAUUCCUGAAAUGGUCAGCUUUUGUGGUUUGGUGUGGGAAAUCAUUAAAAGUGGAUUCUUGAAGUGGGUUGAAGUAGAAUCUCUGUUGAAUUCCUCAUUUAACUCUGACUGCUUGCUGACCACGCUUCAUGUAAACUGUUAUAAUGGAAUAUAAAUCCCCAGCAAUAUGAUGACUUGAAUUUGCUGAAUAAAAAGGAUUGAGGAAAUGAGAAACAUUACUUUUCCACCCGUUCUGUUGACAGUAAUCCUCAAGAUUUUAUCUUGCAUUGGAGCCUCCAUUGUCAAGGGCAGAUUUGACAUCUCCAGCAUCUGCACUCCAAGUUGGAGAAAUCCAAAUGCCACUGAAAUCGAACAUUUACCCUGGCGUAUGCUACACAAAGGGCUUCGGGACAUUGUUGGGCAAUUAAAGCAUUGAAACUUUGCUCAACACUUUAUAAUAAUCAGACACAAGAGGCUUUGAGAUUUACAGAGUCGUGGAGGAAUUUGUAACAAAUAGUGUUUAAAAAAAAAAGCAAAGAGCUUUGAGAACUUAUUUUGUUGUUGAUUAAAUCAUUGCGAGCUUUAAAAAUAUUCUUGUUGAUUGUAUAAUAUUGAUUUAAAAUUAUUUUGUUUUUUUUUAAAACUAAAGCUAGUUUUUUAAUGGAAAAAAAAAUGGAUGGACUGUAACUCACUGUCUCCUACAAUAAAGAAAAACAUUG